UGUUCUUUACGCGAGUCUUUUUUAAACAGUGCUGCUCUUGAAUCGUAAAGCAAGGAAGGAAUUCUAGACAAACCUGCGCAUAUGAUCUUUGGACGGGAAGUACCCAGAGCGAAACCAGACUUGGGAUCAGAACGGUACGAGACUGCCUUCUCUUUUUUAUGCUAAACAAUUAGCAAACAUUUCACUUGAAUUCAAUCGCUAUCUAAUAUCAGCGUAAAUCUGUAUUAUCACACACAUCACCUAUGAUAAACACAAGAGGACUAUAAAGCAUAGAUAUAUUACAAAAGUUGCAGUAAGUCGACUUUUUGCAGAGAACGUUUUUAGAUAUGUGGUCAGAUCAUUCCGCGGUUUUCACAGACCAAACGAAUACUGAUAAUUGGCAAGAUUUUGGAAAUUUCCCUAGUCAUCAGAAAGAUCAAUCUUUGAGAGUAAAAAUAGUUGGAAAUGAAACAGUGGUACAAAUACAACAAUAUCAAUAUGACAUUUCAACUUCUACAGAUAUGGAAAUUGUUUCAGAUUCCGGAGAAGACCUUGCAUUAAUUCCUACAACUGUACGUGGUAUGGAUAGAAACGAAGUUCAAGAUUCAGAUAGUCAUCAGAAUACAUCGAACAGCAGGAAUAUUAACAGUUCAAGUCCUUGUCGACAACAUGGUAAUAUUCGAUUAUGGCAGUUUCUUCUAAAUCUGUUAUCAAACCCAGCAUUUAAUCCUUCUCAUAUUAUGUGGAUCAACCAAAGCGUUGGCGAGUUUAAAAUUGUUAAGAACAAGGAAAUAGCACAGAUGUGGGGAGAUGUAAAGAACAAUUCUGGCAUGAACUAUGCAAAUAUGAGUCGUGGAAUAAGAUAUUAUUAUAAACGUAAAAUAAUGGAACCUGUAUCAAAAAGGCGUCUUGUGUACAAAUUUGGACCAAAGUCUCAUGGAUGGGGAACAUCAAGUUAGAGCUGAUUGUUCUGUUUUACUGAUUUGUAUUAACUUUUCGCUUUUGUAUUAUAAAAACCGGUACUAAAAAUACAAUGUGGAUUGCAAGCAUUUUGCAUUAUUAUGUUUAUUUUAACAAUAUUUGAUUGUCUAAAUCAUUGAUUCGAAUGUGUCUCUCAAUUUUGUAUGUAAAAAAAUGUUUAUAUUGUUAUACUGUUGUUAUUAUACUAUGGACGUUAAUGUUGAUAAUUGUGUUAAAAUCAAUAACACUGCUAUGAACCAACAAAUAUCAUUUGUCAUUCAUAAUUAUCCAUAAUGAUCAUAAAAGAUCUCAAAUGCAAACAGUAUUAUUUCAUAACCCAUGUAAGUAAUAGUAUCAUUUAUAAGUUAUAUUUUGAUAAUAGCAUAAUUUACAUCAAAAUCUUUGUUUGAUUCGUUGAAGGUUUACUGACAUAACAUUUUCAAAUGUAUAAUGUAAAUUAGGCUUAAAUGUUGCUGCAGUUCAAUGUUGCAUUUAAGUAUUCUUUUGCUUCAUUAGUUUUUACUUUUCUCUAAUUCAAUUUAACUUUAAGCAUACUUUAUGGACGUUAUUCCAGAAAAAAGCUUCUCUGUAGUUAAAUUGGCAUCAUCGGAUACAAAUUACCAAGUGACCGUGGAUUACAAAUGAUCUCAACUAAUUAACAAUGACCUUGAUUAUAAAAUGACGGUAUUCUCCUUCAGUUCUAUUGGAUUCAUUUAGUUUAGCGACCACUGAUCUGCCUAUAUAUCAGAUGAAUGCUUUAUAUAUAUUUUUUUAAUUUCUAUUAAUCGAAAGCCUAUGAGAACUACAAAAUGUUCACCUUGUUUGUUUGGUUUUUUUUUGCAAGGUUCAAAAUCUAUAUAUCCUUGCAAUUCAUAUUUUUCUGAACUUUUCAUUUCGUAUGAGUUAUAUGUAAAAAUAAAAAUAUGCAUGACUUUUACUUUACAUUAAAUCAUUGAUGUUACCUAAAAAUAAUAGAUGGCAAAACUAUGAUACUGCACAUUAAGGGAAAAUACAGGCAAUAAGUUAUAGAAAAAAAUACAAAUCUGAAAAUUGGGAUCAUAUUUUCUAAUAUUCAUAAAUAUUUAUAUAUGUAUGAUUAAAUUUAACAUUCAACAGUGAAUAAAAAAUCGUUUUUGUUGACCUAUUCAAUUUUUGGAAUAUAUUAAAAGUAAACGUUUAAAUAAAAUCUUAAAUGAUUUUUCGGCUCAAAUUAGGCAGAAGAAUCCGAGUUGGCAAUCAAAAACCGAAUCGCAUGUAUAUUUAGAAAAAAGAAAAACAGCUGUUUGUUGUUUGUAAAGUUUUUAUUGUAAACAUUACUGGUAAGUUAAAAAGUAACAUUGGUCAAAAGAUUCUACAUACACCAUUGUUAUUGUUUACUUAUUUAAUGCUUAUUAAAAUAUAAUAAUUGA
Mytilus californianus (California mussel) is the source of this 2348-nucleotide messenger RNA. RefSeq names its product ETS homologous factor-like. The transcript has 5 exons. Gene Ontology annotation, cellular component: nucleus. Bases 327 to 938 code for a protein of 203 amino acids. Gene Ontology annotation, biological process: regulation of transcription by RNA polymerase II; cell differentiation. The record is from RefSeq and is a predicted model, not a curated record. Gene Ontology annotation, molecular function: DNA-binding transcription factor activity, RNA polymerase II-specific; sequence-specific DNA binding. NCBI's taxonomy places the organism in Eukaryota, Metazoa, Mollusca, Bivalvia, Mytilida, Mytilidae.